AUGAACAAGUACACAUUAAAAUUUAAAGCCAAAGAAAUCGAGGAAAAAUAUUAGGCUUAGUCAUAGUCAAAAAAUCUAAAGCCCUUAUUUUAUGCUUUGCUUAUUAUGGCAAUGUCUUUGAAUAUUUUUUAACUGGCCAUAAAUGCAUAGAGGGAUAAUUUAGCGAUCCCCUAUAUAAAUAUGGGAUUUAUCAUUAUAUGUCUAGUUGGCUUAUACGUAAUGUACAAAAUAGAGGGUUUAACAGCAAAGAUUAUAACUAUUACUAAUGCUUAUUCUUUGUCAUUAUAAUACAAUUUUUCUGCUAAUACUCAAGCCUAGGAAUACUAUUUAUAUGGUUGUAACUUCUCGCUAAUAUAGGCUGUGAUAUACUUUUCAACUGAUUUUCAUUUAAGUUGCCCCUCUCUCCUACUGCACAUAAUUUUCCGAUAGACAUCAACAAUUUUAUUAACGAAUAAAAUAGAUAUUUAGAGUUUGUCAUUAUCUAUGGCUACAGCUAUUUUAAUUACAUGUGUUCUUUAUAUGUGUAACAAAGCUUAUAGAAUACAAUUUUUAAUGAACUAUUAAUAAGAUACUAUUAAUAAUUAGUUGCAUAAAUUAAUAAAUAAACCUUUCUCAAAGAUAUGGUUCAACGAGAAGAAACUUCAAAUUGAUGUUUAAACAACUGCUUUCUAUGAAUAAUUUGAACAAUAUACAAGUGAUUUAUGUACUGGAUGCAAUAUCAGAAGUUUUAUUAGAAGUUGUGAAGUUAACAAUAUGACAUUGGAACAAGCGUUAAUAAGUGGCUAGGUUAAAUUUUACGAGACUUUUGAAGUUAAAUUACAAAGAAAGAAAAUUAAGAUACGUUUAUGUUAAUAUAAUAUAGAUAAUAGUAUAAUACUAAUUUAAGAAAGUGUUUAAAAAGAUCCCAUUCAAUAUAAAAAGGUUUCAAAAAGUUUCUAGUAAUCUCUAUUCAAAUAAUUUAAUGCCAUCAGAAUGACUCCAUAAAAUUAAUAGUUCAAGUUUGGAACUCUAUCACUUUUAAUGUUAAGAUAAUUUUAAAUAAAAACUAUUAACAUAAGGAAAUUGAUAAGGCAUUUAAUGUCUAUCUAUUUGACAUCUAAGAAAGUAAGAUUAAAUUUUAAUGGAGAUUAUACAAUAAAGAUAAGAACUUAUGGACAUUUAAUUAAAAUAUUCUUAAUAUAAGUUUUUUGUAUUUUAUAAGAUUUAGAAUAUUAACAAAACUAUUUAGAAGAAAUAAAUAUUUUGAAUUUGGAAACAUACAUGCAAAUUAAGUUAACAAUUAUGGACUAGUAUCCUUUUUAUCCACUUUAUUUGAGGAACUAUUUUAUUGAAUAGACAGCUCCUUAUUUACUUUUAAAUCCAUUAACCUACAAUUUGGAGUUUUAAUUUAGCAAAAUAUUACCAUUUAAUGAUUUCAAUGUAGAAUGUUGA
Paramecium tetraurelia is the source of this 1431-nucleotide messenger RNA. RefSeq lists its product as uncharacterized. The transcript has a single exon. NCBI's taxonomy places the organism in Eukaryota, Ciliophora, Oligohymenophorea, Peniculida, Parameciidae. The record is from RefSeq and is a predicted model, not a curated record.